This is a messenger RNA of Prunus avium (sweet cherry), 1713 nucleotides long. Its product is annotated as UPF0481 protein At3g47200-like. Lineage: Eukaryota; Viridiplantae; Streptophyta; Magnoliopsida; Rosales; Rosaceae. The record is from RefSeq and is a predicted model, not a curated record.
AAAGAAUAGCCACCUAUCUUCAUUUCGACUAGCAGCACUUUGAAAUUACAUGGCCCAGAAGGAGCUGUUUGACAGGCAAGUUACCAAAAGAGGAGGUGGACAAGUAAGCAGAGGAGAUCAAGACCAAACUGCAGAAAUUGAGCAAACUAAGAGACUCAAAAUAUUCAGGGAAGUAGCAGCAACAGAAGAGGCAAUAAGGUCAUCUCGGUAUCAAAAUAUUAAUGACAAACCAAAGAUCCAAAGGGUUCCCGUCAUGUUCCGAGAUCACUCAAAUUUCAGAGGAUACUUCGAGCCAACGGUAAUUGCCAUCGGUCCUAUCCACCAUGGUAAACUAAGGUACGAGUGGGGAGAGGAACUCAAGCUUCAAUUAGCGGUAAAUUUUGUCAGAGACAGUGAGCAGAAUGAAGUACGUUUACUCAAGAAGGUUGACGAGUACAUCAAGGAACUAAGGGAGUGCUAUGACAAGGAAGCAAUAAAGAACUAUGACAACGAUUCCCUCGCAUUGAUGUUGUUCGUUGAUGGGUGUUCGACGCUGGAAUUCAUAUACAAAUAUGAUGACUUGGAAUCUUUUCAGAUCAAGAAAGACCGGGUGGUCUUUGCAGAACGGGACAUGUUCUUGCUAGAGAACCAACUUCCUUAUCAACUCCUCAAGCUGUUGAUGAGCUCCAGCAACAUACAUGAGGCCUUGAAGGACUCAAUCGAGAGGUUUGUUCAGAUGCACGGGGUUGCACCAGGUGCAACUAAGCAGCAUCCUCAACACGAAACAAUACCCAUGGAACCAGAGCCAACUCAUCUUCUUGAGUAUCUUCUGACAACAAUGCUAGGAUAUCCACCUAAGAGAAAAAGUGAGACAAGAGCAAGUGCCCAAUCUAUUUGCAAUGUACAAGAGCUUCAGGCAGCCGGGAUCCAUUUUAGGCAGAGAAAGGGGCCAAGCGUAUUGAGCGACAUAUAUUUUAAGAGCUAUAUAUGCUGUGGGUUCCUUUAUCUUCCCAAAAUAAAAGUAGACGACUUGAUGCGGCUUAAGUUCAUGAAUUUGAUAGCCUACGAAAUGUGUCCCGAUUUCCAGAAUGAUUUCGGGGUCGCCUCUUACAUAAGCUUCCUCAAUUCACUCAUCGAUCAUCAGGAUGAUGUGAAGCAUCUGAGGAAAAAGCACAUACUUCGAAACUUACUUGGGAGUGACGAGGAGGUGGUUCGACUCUUCAAUGAGAUGGACACUAUCGUGGUGCCUAACAAUCAAUUUUCCGACAAGGUUAAAAGCAUGAUAGAAGCUCACUGCAACGCCACGUGGAAGAUAUGGAUAGCUCAAUUCUUUCACGACCAUUUCAGCAAGCCCUGGGUUUUGGGUUCCAUUGGUAUUCUCUCAGGGCUUGGGAUGAUCGCUGUUCAGACGUGGUACACCGUCAAUUCUGAUAACCCUUCAUCUCCAUGUAAGGCCUUACUUGAGUACCUGAAAGCGCGCGGGUACUAAAAGGACUACGUACUUUAGCUAAAAGCAUAGUCUGGCAGCAUAUGAUGUGCCUUUUUCAGGUACUAAAAAGACAUUUGCUGCUUUGCAAUUUGUGUGCUGCAUGGUUCUAUACGUCCCCCCAAUUACGACGUCUUCUAGAGGUUUUCACAAGUCAUGGCUUCUCAAGGGUCCUCUCUCCAUUUGGUAUUUUACUGUCAGCAGAUGUUACUAAAAUAAGGCAAGUUGAAAAUUGUGCCUUUUUCUUA